This is a messenger RNA of Mya arenaria, 918 nucleotides long. RefSeq lists its product as uncharacterized. Bases 1 to 918 code for a protein of 305 amino acids. Gene Ontology annotation, molecular function: alpha-1,6-mannosyltransferase activity. NCBI's taxonomy places the organism in Eukaryota, Metazoa, Mollusca, Bivalvia, Myida, Myidae. Gene Ontology annotation, cellular component: mannan polymerase complex. Gene Ontology annotation, biological process: cell wall mannoprotein biosynthetic process; protein N-linked glycosylation. The transcript is spliced from 2 exons. The record is from RefSeq and is a predicted model, not a curated record.
AUGGCAAGAUAUUAUAAGAGUGUUUACCCGACAGUGAUAACUGUUUUGUUUAUAGUCAGUGUGGUUCGAAUCAAUAUUGAGAGGGAACACGUCAAUGGAGGUUUUGUGCAUUACGACGAUAUUCAACGAGAUGAAAUCAGUUCCGAACAGAAUGCAACGGUCAUCGGGUGUAAUUUUUGUCGCUAUGACGUGCCAGCUGUGUCGAACGACUAUAAGCAGAAAUAUUUGAAAUUACGUGAAAGGGAGUACAACGAAACAAUCGUGAUUCUUACGCCUUUAAGGGAUACGGCGAAGUUUUUGGAACAUUUUGGAACCAUGUUAAACACCCUCAGCUACCCCCACGAUCUUAUCAGUGUCUUCUUUGCGGAAGAAGGAAGUUCAGACAAUACGUUUGAAAGUGCAAAGGCUCUGACGCUCCAAUUGAAUAAGUAUUUUGGUUUCAAAGAGGCACAGGUAAAUCAGCGAGAACGCCGAACCCACCUUUCACGAGUGCGGAACGCGUUGCUGGACUACGGAAUGCGAGACAACGACUGGGUUCUCUGGAUCGAUAGUGACAUUGAAAACGUCCCAACAGAUCUCAUACAACAAUUCCUGAACGUCAGCACAGACGUAAUGACCGUCGCCUGCCUUGUUAAGAAAAACGGUCACACGAUGAAUUACGAUUUCAACACUCGUCGGUUUGGUGACGAAAAAUGUGGCGACUAUUGUUUACCAUUCUUGCGCCACGAGGGCCGUGUGGUUAGGUUGGACAUUGUGGGUACUAGCGUCCUCAUGGUGCGCAGCGACGUCCACCGAAAGGUCCGCUUCCCCGAGGUUCGUGAACGCCUUGAAAGUGAAGGGUUUGCGAUCAAUGCUAAGAAAAUGGGGUACGAAAUCGUGGGACUUCCGUUUGUAGAGGUUUAUCACUAUUUCGCAUGA